CCUCAGAGCUGGCACCUCCUACUGGGCCAUGGGUCUCCUCCACCUGCUGCUGCUGCUGUUGCUGGAACUAGCAGGCUGGGGAUGGGCUGGCAGCCUCCCUGAGAUGCUGAAGGCCCCGGAGGGGACCUCCAUUCAGGUGCAGUGUCAUUACCGGCCCCAGGAUGCCAAGGUACGGAAGGUCUGGUGCAGGAUCUUGCCAGAGGGGUGCCAGCCGGUAGUGUCCUCCACAGUGGAUCGCAGGGUCCCAAAGGGCAGACGCACGUUUCUCACGGACCUGGGGGGCGGCCUGCUCCAGGUGGAGAUGGUCAACCUGGAGCAGGAGGAUGCCGGGGAGUAUGGCUGCAUGGUGGAGGGGGCCUCAGGGCCCCAGAUCGUGCACACAGUGGCUCUGACAGUGCUCCCUGUGGAAGUGGCAACACACAGGGUGGACCUUUCAAGCAGUGCCAGCUCCGAGAGACCCAGCAUGGAUGACAUGAGCAUCCCCUUGCUCUGGGGUGCAGUGUUCCUGCUGGGCCUGCUGGUGGCUGCAGUGGUGGUGUUGGCUGUGAUGGUCAAAAGGAAAGGGAGCAGAUUUGGUUCUUGUGGCCGAUUCCAGAACUGCACAGUCUCAAACAUGGACCCCUCCUCAGAGGUCCACCACAUCAGUGAUUCUGGACUGGCCGUAGCUUUGCCCUCGGAUAUGCCCUAUGUCAGGCUUGACUCACCACCUUCCUUUGACAACACAACCUACACCAGCUUUCCACUUGACCCUCCAUCAGGAAAAUCCCCACCCUCAGUUCUAUCCUCAUCUCCCCCUCUGCCUCCUAAGGCCUCAAUCUGCUCCAGUCCUGUGACACAUACCACUACUAUCAUUUCUGGAGGGGACCAGGGUGGAGGGAUCUCCUGUGAGUCAGCCAAGGAUCUGCCGAGUAGCCUGGGUCCACCCAGCUAAGCUACUCACCACUCUGCAUGGCUUAGAGGCCACCCCUGGCCUUAUAAAAUCAUCCAGCCAUCACCAGAUCUUAAGGUAGCAGAGUAGCUCAGGGACUUUCGGAUUUAAUCUAAUGUCUUGACUUUCCUGAUCUGGAAAGUGACACUUGGAUAUAACUGAGGUGUCUUGGGAAGCCUUACAUACUGGUUCCUCUGCCAUUAAACCACUCAGCUAAAUAAAAACUAAGUGAUUAUA
Erinaceus europaeus (western European hedgehog) is the source of this 1165-nucleotide messenger RNA. It is a transcript of the gene TREML1, whose product is annotated as triggering receptor expressed on myeloid cells like 1. The transcript has 6 exons. The coding region runs from base 29 to 931 and encodes 300 amino acids. Gene Ontology annotation, molecular function: transmembrane signaling receptor activity. The record is from RefSeq and is a predicted model, not a curated record. Gene Ontology annotation, cellular component: plasma membrane. NCBI's taxonomy places the organism in Eukaryota, Metazoa, Chordata, Mammalia, Eulipotyphla, Erinaceidae.